Messenger RNA from Physella acuta, 5118 nucleotides. RefSeq lists its product as uncharacterized. The record is from RefSeq and is a predicted model, not a curated record. Gene Ontology annotation, molecular function: protein binding. Gene Ontology annotation, biological process: signal transduction. NCBI's taxonomy places the organism in Eukaryota, Metazoa, Mollusca, Gastropoda, Physidae.
UGAAACUGAAGACAUUGGCGGACUGUCGAGAGGUUUCGCUUUAUUGUUUUAUUAAAUGAGGUGUUAUUCUAUUUUUUGAUGGGGUGUAAUAUUAGAGGGAAUACGUUUAUCUUUUCACCAUAACAAGACUGCUUAGAGCUGAUAGGACAAAACAACUGCAGGUCAAAUGGAUGUGAGGAUAAAAAACUGCAACUUCGUGCACGAUGACGAAGACAUCCGCCGACAGUUCGCUAACGAAAUGAGCGACUGGUGCUACGGCAGCAACGAAGGGGAGAAGAGGGAGUUUCAGGACCUGAAGAAAGUGCUGGAUGCCCUGGGGGACAAACUGACCUCUGGCCAGCAGCCGGAGUACCAGACCAGAGGAUGGGAGCAGGCCAGGGCAGCAUUUGAAGACAUUGUACGCUUCGGCACCCUGCUGGUAGAGAACCAUGGCGUCCCCUUGUCUGAGAUCCAGCAGACAUUUUUUACCUUUAUGUUGCGUCUUCUCGACAACAGCAUGUCCAUCCUUCACCUUAAGAUUGCUUAUUUUUGUCUUGAUGAGCGAGAAUUUGACUUUAAGGGCUACACGCAGACGUUGGAUAAAGCCAAGUUAGACACUCUAUUUAACACUGUGUGUUGCCAAAGCAAAAUAGACAAGAAAACCACAGAGACAGAUUAUAACUAUGCACACCAGAGAUUGUUAAAGCAGCUUCCAGAAAUACUGAGUGAAGCCCAAAUAAAGAGUGAGAUCAAAAUUUUGCUAGAUCUGGUAGUGUUCCUGUAUCUCGACUGCUGGGACUGCCAUCCGAACAACUACAGAAUUCUAACAGAAACUGGAAAGUUUAUUAUGGACACACUCGAUGAACCAUUCGAUUAUGUUGAAGAUUUUCCCCUGCUUAAAAGCUAUAUAAAAAGAUGCUGUGAACUGAUUAGCAGCAGCAGUUUCAACCCUCACAAAGAUGUUGUCAAUAAAAUGGAUGAUUUUAUAGGGAAAUUUAUGGAGAAAUUAGGAGCUCGAGGUUUGGUUGAAGAGUUCUAUAAUGAAGCUUUUGAUCUGGCUAUAGCUGCAACAAAAUGUUCCUACAAAGGUGACAAGGAUUACGCAGUAGUGUUUUUUAACGAAGCAACAAGACUUUUUAGAAACACCCCAAAAAAAGAAUAUUCAAAAAAUGCAUCAACUUUUCAAAGUAUAACCCAGAGAUAUGCUAAAAUGUUGGAUGUUAUAGACAUGAAGUUUGUACAACAAUGGUGCACUUACAGCAUAGUUGAUGAUGCUUUGAAGAAUCUUUAUGCUAGUAACAAAUCACUAACAAGAGCAUGGGUUGAACUUCUGGUUCCUUUAUUCAAACGACCAUGUGAAUCUACCAUGAGGGCUACCUAUACAAUAGCUAGUGAAAGUAAAGCCAUCAACUGGAAGGAGCAUGCUGAGAUUGCUGAUCAGGUGUUUGAACUGAUAGAAAAGUUUGAGGUGCCAGUGGGGAUUGACAAGUUGGACAAGAAAGAGAAAGAAAAGAUUGAGAGCUGUUUUGACUACAUGAAAAGGACUAUUUGUUAUAUUAUUGAGGGCAUGAAGAAGGCCAAAAUGUUAAAAGCUUACAGUAAGAGAAUGAUGAACCUGUGUUUAAAAUUUAUGGCUACUAAACAAAAGAUUCUUAUUGAACUAUCAGAGGACAUAGCUGAAAAAACAGAACUUAAUAUCAAGGAAGAUAAAAAUACCAUGAUUGAAGCAAUGAGAAAGUUCCAUGAGAUAUUGAAAGAUGAAGAUAAUCCAUGGAUGACAUCCUGGCCAAUACAGAGAGCUGCUAAUGAUUUUAUUCACACAGCUACUGAACCAAUCAAAGAUGGAAAAAUUUUAACAGAUGAAGACAUUCAACUAUUUGUGUCUAUAUGUCUAACCUGUCUCAAAUAUGACUGCAUAAACCCUGACACUGGUCAGUUCCCUUCAAUCCACUACUCCAUUUUCUUGUCCAUCAUAAACCCACUCAACAGAUGGCUUCAAGCCUUAAAUAAAAUGAAUCUUGCUGCUGAUUUGGUGCCAAAAAUAAUUGAACUCCUAGAUGUCGAUGAUAGUAAUUCUGUUAGUAUUUCUGCCUCACACUUGAACUAUUUUGGGAUGGUUCCAUCAGGUCACAAAGCUGUCGCCCCUUACCUAGAUAAAUUAAUUGAGGCAUAUCUUGAGAAGGAAAAUACACAACUUUUACAGGCAGUAAAUGAAAUAUAUCCCACCAACCCUAAAGCACUGAGAAAUUAUUUCCCACAAAUAAUGGAACACUAUGAGGAAAGUGGAGAUCCAACGGUGCAGAUGUAUAUUCCAAUGCUUUUACAGAAAGUGUCUAAGAAACAAGCAGAGCUUUUCACAGACCAUCACAUUGAAGUUCUAAUAGAAAAAGCACAGGAAAAUAUCAACUCACAAGUACAAAUUCUAAUGAUUAUUCAAGAAUUGUGCAAAAGGCGCCCAGAGAGCCUGCUGAAACAAAUUGAUGUUUUUAUGGAUAAAACAUUGUGGAAUUCUAUGGUGAACUAUUUUAUAACAGAUAUACUGACAACCCUGGCUUUCUUCAACAAAGAUGUUGCAUCAAAAGUGCUGGAUGAUCUGUUUCUGACACUCAAAGGGACAACAGAAAAAACUGUUCAAUUGACAACAACCAAUGCCAUAAGAAUGAUUGGAUUUAAAUACCCAGAUUUGUUGAAACCUAAAAGAUCAGUGUUAGAAGCUAUUUCUUUUGUAGAUCCAGAUGUCUUGAAUUUGAAGAAAUUAGUUUUGGACAUGAUUGAUGGAAAAACCUCUGAUGAAAUAGUAAAACAAAUGAAGAAACAAGAAGAAGAAUUGAACAAUCUGAUUGGAAGAGUUGAUGACACAGAGGAAUCCCUGGCUGAAGUAAAAGGGGAAGUUGAGAAACAAGGGGCCCAGAUAAAUAAUGUGCAGAAUGAGGUCAAGGAGCAAGGUCAAAGGUUAGACAAAGUUGAGACUACUGUGGAGGAAACUGUUGCAAAAGUUGAAGAGAUUGACCAAAAGACACUUAGCCAUGCCCCUUACUGGUCGAGAGAUAUAUCAAAACUUUUGAACCCAACUUCAGAGCAUGAUUGGUGUCUGCUGAGCAAAAGAUUACAGUACAGCAAUGAUGACAUCAGAGGUUGGGCACAACAGGCAGAUCCUUGUAUGGCUAUGUUGAAUGAAUGGUAUGCAACUCAUAAAACAAGUGAAGCAACUCUUUCCAUACUGACACAGUUGCAAGAAAUGGACAGAAUGGAUGCUGCAAUUAUUGUGGAAAAUGCCAUGAAAAAUGCUGAGGCUGUUGUAGAAGACGAAGCCUUUGAAUAUGCCUCUCCUCCACCAAUAUUUAUAAGCUACCAGUGGGGCCAUCAGAAUGAAGUGAAACUUCUAAAGCAACAUUUGGAAAUGGCUGGAUAUGAGUGCUGGCUGGACGUUGGUCAAAUGGGGGGUGGGGACAAACUGUUUGAGAAAAUUGACACAGGGAUCAGAGCAGCUAAAGUGGUCAUUAGUUGUGUCACAACAAAGUAUGCCAAGUCUCCCAACUGCAACAGAGAGGUAAAUUUGUCAGUGAGUCUAAACAAACCUAUAAUACCUUUACUACUGGAACAAUGUCCCUGGCCACCCCCUGGCUCAAUGGGGCCAAUUUUCAGUGAGUAUCUGUUCAUCCGAUUCUUUCAACGUAAAGGGGAGGAACUGGAGGAUCAAAGGUUUUGGCCCAAAGACAAAUUUCAAGAGUUGCUCAUGCAGUUUAAUGUGCUGGGUCUACCUCCAGAUGAGGAGAAGGUGCAACCAGUGUACAGAAACUGGUGGAUGCCGGUUGUUGAAGAAAUUAAAAUUGACAAAAGUAAAACACAAAAUGGAGGCCAAGCAUCCGAAACAAUUCAAACAGAAUUAGAUAAAAAGGCAUCAGAUUCGCCAGAUGUUUUCAUCUCGUACCAAUGGGGCAAACAGAAAAACAUCAUCAAACUUUAUGAACGCCUGACCUCUCUUGGCUUCAGCUGUUGGCUGGACAUCAAACAAAUGGGGGGAGGCGACUCCCUCUUUGACAAAAUUGACAGAGGUAUUCGUGGCUGUAAGGUCGUCUUGUCAUGUGUGACACAAAAGUAUGCCCUCUCUGCCAACUGCAGACGUGAGGUCAGCUUGACCGAUGCACUGAAGAAACCGCUGGUACCUUUACUGAUGGAGCAGAUGACCUGGCCACCAGCUGGACCUAUGAGUAUGGUCAUGACACAGCUUUUGUACAUCAACUUUGCUAAGGAUGAAUCUGUCCAAAUGACUUGGGACGGUCCCAAAUUUGAUGAACUUCUAAGCAAGAUACAUGAACAUGUUCCAGUUAAAUAUAUAAACCAAAGCUCAGAUGCCACUAAUCAACACUCAACCCUAGAACCAAGCAAGCAAACAACAUCAACUAGACCUUUAUCUAAAGAAAAAACAAGCCCAACCGUAAACCCUUCUAAACCCCAAUCUUUGGACACAGCAACUAACAAACCACUAACCAAGCCUUCUUCUUUGAGCCCUAUAAAACCCUCCUCAAAACCAGUGCAGCCAGUAGGUAAUAAUACUUCAACACAAAAGAUUUCCUUGAGUAAAACACCCCCAUUAACAUCCCCACCCCAAACCACUCAAACCCAACCUUCAGUGAAACCCCCUCCACAAACCAGCCCAGUUAAAAAACUGCCACUUACAAAAGUACCUCCAGUAAGGAAGAUUUCUCCUGCUACCACUAAACCCCCUGCUCCUGCUGACAGUAGUUUACCCACACCCUCAUCUAAACCGUUGCUCAAACCUAUUUCAUCUGAACCUUUGAAAACCUCUCCAGCCAGCCAGAACAAAAACUCUACAACAAAACCAGAGCCUCCAAAACAAACAGGAAACAAACCAACGGUAAAACCAGCUCCUAAUUCUCAGACACGAAGGCCUUCAAAAUUACCCCCCUUAGAACAAUCAAGUGAGGCAACUCCAGCCCCUUCUCAAAAUGCAACACAAAAAUCAUCUGUCUCAAAGCCCCCACCAUCACAAUACAAAAAACUAUCGAAAUAGUUGUUCUAAAAUUAGGCUUAUUUAUUUUAAAUUUUGUGUUAGUCAUGAGACAAAUAAUUGUGAAAUACUUUAUGUCAAUUUUAUUUUAGAUACUUUCUUUUCUG